AACCGGUCCGGGAACCGGUUCCGAGGGAUUACCCACCCGGGAACCGGUUCGACCGGACCGGUUUGGGAACCGGUUGGAGAACCGGUUUUUACGCCUAAAGCGAAACCCUAAUUUUAUUUCUUCCUUUAACUGCAGAGGCGCAGACGCAAGAACCAGACUUCCCUGAGCUCCUCUCCCGGUUCCCCUCGCGUUCGCACCACCGCUGCCAAGCUCCUCCUCCUCCCCUGCCCCGCCGCCCCCGCCGUCACCGUCACUGUCAUCGUCACCCCCGACAACCUCCACCUGCUCAACCCCUUCCUCGCCUCCUCCUCCUCGCUCCAGCCUCUCGUCUGCCGAUCUACCGCCGCCCCCCCUUCGUGAAGCUGCCGCUGCCUCGCUGCUCUGCCGGAGCCCCGUUGCCAACGUCUGCUCGUUCGCUCACCACCUCUGGGCGCCAUCGCCGCUGCGACCAGACGCCAAAAGCCGCCGUUCCUGCCGCGAUUCCGUCCUCAGCCCGUCCGUCCGAGCCCCUGCACCACCACCUCCCUGCUGCUGGGUCCUUCUCUGCUCGACGCCCGACAGAUUUGCUCCGCUCGUAUCCUGGUUCCAAUAUAAACAGGGUCAACCUUGUUCCCGGACCGGAAAAACAGGGUGGGCCGGGAACAGGGUCCAAUGAAAACAGGGUAGGGAACAGGGUCCAAAAAAGGAGAACCGGUUAUAACAGGGUAGGGAACAGGGUCCAGGUCUAGACCCUACCCACCCUGGACCCGCUCACCCCUAGUCUGCUCCGACCGACCACCUGCCUUCGCCGUUGGAUGCCGCCCCGCCACUCCGGCCGCCGCCGCCGCCGCCAACGACGGGGUCCUCUCUCUCGGCUACCCAAGUAGCUUCCUAUCAAACCGUUGUUGGGCGCUGGUGCUUCUCCGAUUCCUUCUUUCGAAGCAAAGCAAAAUCACAUCACAAGAGAGGAGAUCAUAGCUCACAAUUCUCGACCAAAGUCUCUUCAUUCUAAUGGCGGCCAAGAAGCUGGUCCGAGACUUGGUGCUCUCGGGACACCCUCUUCGUCUCCACCUUAGUUCUCAGGCCCAGGCUUCGAGUUCGAGGCUGAGGUUGAUUACAGCAGGUGGGCACUCGUGUAAUCGUCGAUAUAGCGUGUUUAAUGAGUUCUCUAAGAAAGUUAAAGGCGAAGCAAGCGGCAAUCCAGAGUUUCAGAAGUCAGUGAAGCAGCUAAAAGAAAAGGCAGAAGAGCUUAAAGGGGUGAAGGAGGAGCUUAAAGUUAGAACAAAACAGACAACUGGGCAGUUGUACAAGCAUGUCGAUGGUGUUUGGACAGAGGCUGAAGCUACAGCAAAGAAGGUUUCUGCCAAUGUGAGGGAAAAAAUAUCUUCUGCAACUGAGGAGGUCAAAGAACAGUUGGGGAUUGGGAAGCAAGAGGAAUCAGCAUCUGCGAGUGGUUCAGCAAAACAUGAUGCUCACGCCAAAGGUGGAAAUGAGGGAAAAUCAACAGAAGAAAAAUGCAAGCAGGCUGGUUCUGGUGAUAACACAGAAUCAUUUUUUGGCAAAUACAGAACAAGCUUCUUUUCCUCUUCUCCUAAGGUCUCGUCAACUUUCCAGAAGCUGAAGGGAGUAAAGGUUGUUGACUUGGCAAAGCAGGGAUAUGAUAUUGUCAAGGAUGAGUUGAGUGGUAGCCCGAGUAAGAGAAAGCAUAUGGAACAUGCGCCUACUACGUCAACAGUCGAAAGAAGUACAAGAACUGAUAUAGUUGUUCUACCUUCUAAGCAGUCUCCGUGGAGUAAAAAGUGGGAAGCAUUUAAAGAGAAAGUCAAAGGGCAUCCCAUGUUCAAGCGUAUUGGUAACGUGAGUGAGCCAGUUGUAACGAAAGGUCAGGAGAUUGCAGAAGAUAUGCGGGAGAGAUGGGAAACUAGUGACAGCCCUGUUGUGCAUAAAAUUCAGGAUCUCAAUGAAACUAUCUUUCAAGAAACAGAUGCUGCAGCAUCUAUGAAGGAAAUACGCCGGCGAGACCCAUCUUUCUCUUUACCAGAGUUUGUGGCUGAAGUCCAGGAAGUAGUAAAGCCUGUGCUUAAUGCUUACAUUAAGGGAGAUGUUGAAACUUUAAAAUAUUGUAGCUCUGAAAUCAUUGAGAGAUGCAAAGCUGAGCAUGGUGCUUAUCAGAGCCAUGGCAUUUUUUUCGACAAUAGGAUUCUGCAUGUGUCUGACGUUGACGUAAGAGAAACAAAAAUGAUGGGCACUUCACCAAUUAUCAUUGUCGGGUUUCAAACUCAGCAAAUAUAUUGCGUACGUGACAAAAAUGGUGCCAUAACUGAAGGUGGCAAGGAUACGAUACACACCGUCUACUAUGCUUGGGCUAUGCAACAAGUGGAUCCGGAAGAGCUUGGGGAAGGUGCUAUCUUUCCCAUCUGGAGGUUAAGAGAAAUGCAACAAAUCGGCGUCCAAGCUCUAAUAUGAUGGUUCUAUACUUAUUUAAUCAUUGAUUAAGACAGGCAUGAUUCCUGCGUCAGAGUAGAUGAUCAGUUGCUUAUUCGUAUGGUAACGAGUUCGAUUUAUUGCCGAGAUCGGGAUAGAAGCUCAUCCAGUUAGGAUAUUCCCUUUUUUUCAUUUGGGGGGUUUCGAUAUCGACGGGCUGCUGCCAGUUUUGAGGGAUUACCGUUAAAGAAAAGAAAGUGUAUUUUUUUAAUGUUUCAUCUCAUGUAAAAUAAAUCUGGAAACGAUCAUGAGAAUGAUCGGAAAGUGGUAUGGUACUGUUUCCAUUGAUUCUAACUGUCCUACCUGCAUCGUCACUUCUGAUAAUGUAUCUGUAGCAGCGUGCUGUUAGACUCUAUAAAUCCUCAUUCAAGCAAAUUCAGUUC
Molecule: messenger RNA, 2846 nt
Organism: Eucalyptus grandis
Lineage: Eukaryota; Viridiplantae; Streptophyta; Magnoliopsida; Myrtales; Myrtaceae
Product: mitochondrial import inner membrane translocase subunit TIM44-2
Biological process (GO): protein import into mitochondrial matrix
Cellular component (GO): mitochondrial inner membrane
Molecular function (GO): protein-folding chaperone binding
Source: RefSeq, a predicted model, not a curated record